GCAGUCGUCGAUCCGCAGUGCCGAGAGAAUAAUAGUCGCGCGCGACAACAAUGACGGAAGUCCGUCAAAACAAUGCGAACGGCACUUGGCAGCGUCGUUGUGAUUCCGCAGCUGAGUGACAGGUCACGAUUAUCAUCAUCAUCAUCAUCGUUCGAGCGUGUGAGUUCACAAGGAGGUGGGGGAACUUCGAAAAUUUUGGAGCACUACUGUUAUUCAGCACCACUACUCGUCGACUUGACUAGUGGUGUUCUGCGCGGCGCCGAGGACAUAAUUAUUGGGGCGAACGGGAGACGGAGAAAGGCGGACUACUCGAGGUUAAAGCAAACCAGUAAGAUGAGCAUUUUUUCGGUUUACCCUCGAAUUGACUGGGCCCCUGCAAGCUUAUACGCUCCAGCGCGAUCAGAUACUGAAACAGCAAGACGACGACUCACGAACCGACAAAACCUACUCGCGACUAACUUGUAAGAUGGCAUUGAACAAGCUCGUUUACUGGUAUCAGAAAAAAAUUGGAACUUACGACAGACAAGAAUGGGAAGAUACAGUAGAGCAAAAAAUAUUUUGUGGGCUGACUCAUGUACCUAUGAGAGCAGCCAAACUUAAAACUGAAUUGAUUGAUGUUGAUCUAGUAAGAGGUUCAUCCUUUCCAAAAGCUAAGCCCAAACAUGGACUUGGAACAGUGGUUUAUCUUGCAAUCCAAAGGCUAUUAUUUUUACCCUAUCAUGCUCAAUGGUGGAUUCAUCAAACUAGUUUUCGCAUUUACAUUUUAUUUAUACUUCUUUAUGGCCUGCAAAUGCUUAAUCUCUACAUAUUCUUCAACUACUUUCCUAAGGAAAAUGAAUCUGAUAUUAUUACAAUAUCAGAGGUGAUAACCCCUGCAGUAAUGAUGCUUAUAUUAUGUUUGGUACAUUCACAGAUUGUAUCGACAAACUCUGGUCCAAUAUUAAGUAUUAAGUAUGAUAGACAACGAAUACGACGCUCUAGACAAGAUCGAUCGCGGCUUAACAAGACAAGAGCAAGAAGAAACAUUCGCAGUGAUAAUGAAGAUGCAAAAACUUGUCAAGAUGCAACUGCAGACACUAACAGUAAAGUAGAUUGUGAAGCAUCCCCCUCAGUGAGAUUCACUAAUAAAGUAAUAAUUGAUAAACAAACAAUAAUAUUGGAUACCAAAUCUACAAUUAAAGAUUCCCGUGAACCUUUAAGUAACAGUAGAAAAACUCAAUUAGCUAAUUCUAAAUCUAUUAUUCAAAUUCAAAGUGUAGAUAUAAAAGAUCAUUUAGCACCAGAAAUUUCCAUAAUUAACACUGAUUUGCAUCCUAGUGAAGAAGAUAAUUGUGAUAGUCCAGGUAGUGGAAAUCCUUCAAUCCAAAGUUCAAAAAGUGAUAAGAAAGAGUGUGAAAGUGAAGAGGAAGGAGAGUGUGAAGAAGCAAUUACGAAUCAUUUAUUGGAAGCAACAUCCUCAGCAACUGAGUGGAUGGGGGUUACAACAAAUAGUGAUGAAUGUAGUUAUAGCUCUGAAUUUGAAGAGUCUGAUUGUCAAACUGAGGCUAAUAUGAAUCAUGAAGAAUAUAUGGAAAGUCCAUUUGCAUGGGAAUUUGAACUUCCACAAUCAAUGUUUUUAAGUUCAGGCUCUGCUUCAGCAGAUCGAGUGUCGUGCACAAUAUGGACUUCUCGUGAUAUUAAAAAAGCUGAGCUUUCAGCACUUGAUAUAAGCUCGGCAAUAAUCGAAAGGGUAGAGUCUAUGCCAGAAAGUAUAGAUUAUUUUUAUGCUGGAUUGGUACUUGCUGUUGUGCUGUCUUUGGUGCCUUCUUUGAGACGUGUGAGUGAUCAUCUUGGAAUAGAUCCCAUGAACAAUACUGCUAGUUCCUUGAAGCCUAGUGAAUUAUCUCUGGCCAAUUCUGAAACAAUUGUAGAUCUAAUUUGUAAAUUAAUCAACGUGGCUUUUGGGUCAUCUCUUUUAGAACGAAUAUUGAUUCUCUCUUCAGCUUUGGAAAGACUUGUUUUGGCAUCUUUGUUAUUCUUUUUAUUGGCAGUUGCCGAACGAACGUAUAAGCAACGAUUGCUUUACGCAAAAUUAUUUUCGCAUUUAACAUCUUCGAGACGAGCAAGAAAAUCCAAUCUACCUCAUUUUCGUUUGAACAAAGUUAGAAAUAUUAAAACAUGGUUAAGUGUUAGAUCAUAUUUGAAGAGGAGAGGUCCACAGAGAUCCGUUGACGUCAUUGUAUCAUCGGUUUUUAUCAUUACAUUAGCCUUAUUAUCAUUUGUUUCUUUGGAAUUGAUAAAGGAUCUCAAUAGUUUGCAUUCUCAUUACAAUAUUGAGGCCUUAUUUUGGAGCUUUGCCCUUGGUAUAUUUAUACUAAGAUUUAUGACACUUGGAACAAAAAUUAAUAAAAAAUAUAGAAAUAUUUCUGUAUUGAUUACAGAGCAGAUAAAUCUUUAUUUGCAAAUUGAACAAAAGCCUCACAAAAAGGAGGAACUAAUGAUUGCUAAUAGUGUUUUAAAAUUAGCAGCAGAUUUGAUAAAGGAGCUUGAAAGUCCAUUUAAAAUUUCCGGCUUAUCAGCGAAUCCAUAUUUAUAUACAAUAACGAAAGUUAUACUUUUAUCUGCAUUAUCUGGAGUUCUUUCAGAAUUACUUGGAUUCAAAUUGAAGCUUCAUAAAAUUAAGAUAAAGUAAAUUGUUACUUUUUCUGCUAUUGCUACAAAAGGCAUACAGGUAAGGAUUUGGAAAUACCUAUUAGAAAAUACCUACGGCAAUAAAUCAAUAAAAUUACAGAGAAUAUUUUCUUAGAAAAUUACACACGAAUUUUCGCAAAAUUUGACAUCUAAUAUGUGUAUAGAUUAUAUUCUAAAAAUCCAUUUCUAAAAGGGAGAUUGCGAUAGUAUCGAAUGGAAGCUCUUACAGAGCCAAUUCAGACCGUUAUCAAAAAAUUGCAUUGGUGGGUACAGUGGAAAUAGGGAGAAACUUCAGAGAGUUCAACAACAAUAAAAUUAACGCGGGCGGCACGCGUCAUCACCAAUUUCUAUAGUAGAUUAUAAAUAGCAUGACCACUUUGUAAUUUAUUAGAAUCCUUAUAAAUCAAUUAAAAUCUCAAUGAUACUUAUUUUAUAAUGUAUUGAUGACUACCUCUACUGAUAAUAUCUGAAAUAAAUAUUUUCAUUACAUAUAAUAUAUUAGGUACAAUAUAGCUAAUUUAAUAGUAAAAUAUUAUUAAAACUGUUAAAAUAUCUAAAAUGAAACAUUAAUAGCAAUUCAAAAAGUUAUUUACUACGAAUUUGAUACCCCAAGAAACUAGUCAUGUUAUUAAUAAAAUUGAUAGUAACGAUUUCAGAACAAUUUACCUUUAAUUAUGAUACAUAGUUUUACUUGAAAUCAUGAAAUGAAAAUCUUUUCGAAAAUUUUGAUUAAUAAAUAUACUAAAUUAUAGUUGCCAUCGGGACUAUAGUGCGCCUCUUGAGAUAUAAAUAUUUAUGUAAUUUGUUAAAAGUUUAUCUUGAAAAUGAAUGACGAAUGCAUUAUUGUUACAUGUAUUCGAAUGAAUUGUGUUUAUUAUAAUGUACAUACAUACUUGUUUGAAAGGUGAACUUGUUGAUUCAAACUAGAACUCAUAGACUUUAUGUAAAGAAAACGCGUUUGUCUGUAUAAAUGUAUAAAUUGUAAAAUAAUAUUAGUUUAUAUAAAUGGUUAUUUAUAUAAACAUAUAUUUAUAUUCUUUAAAUAGAUAGAUAUUUUCAUUUACCAUUUUAGUCUCUGAAAGAAUUACAAAUAUAAUAAAUAAUUUUAAUUUUAUAUAAGUUUUGCAUUUUAUAUCUGUACAUUUCAGUGUUUAGAAUCAAUAAAAAAUACAACAAUGUUAGUUACAAUAUGUAAACUUAAA
Molecule: messenger RNA, 3872 nt
Organism: Nasonia vitripennis (jewel wasp)
Lineage: Eukaryota; Metazoa; Arthropoda; Insecta; Hymenoptera; Pteromalidae
Gene: phtf
Product: putative homeodomain transcription factor
Exons: 14
Coding region: 467-2671 (734 amino acids)
Cellular component (GO): endoplasmic reticulum
Source: RefSeq, a predicted model, not a curated record